Messenger RNA from Menidia menidia (Atlantic silverside), 3054 nucleotides. The record is from the annotation of a GenBank genome assembly. NCBI's taxonomy places the organism in Eukaryota, Metazoa, Chordata, Actinopteri, Atheriniformes, Atherinopsidae.
GGUUUUGUUUUCUUUCUCUCCACCCGUCCAGGUCUGUCGGUGGAUGUGUUUCGGGCAGGCGUGGCCCCCCGCUGCGAGAGCCGGGCCUGCAACCCCCGCAUGGGCAACCUGGCCCUGGGCCGGCGGGUCCUGACCCAGACCGUCUGCGGCAACAACGGCACCGAGCUCUACUGCUCCCACUCCGAGCCCGCUGCCGCAGGGCCGGCCUGCGGCGCCGCCAAGUGCGCCAAGUGUAACGCCGGCCUGCCCCCGCUGUCCCACCUGGCCGGCGCCAUGUCCGACUCCUCCUUCCGCCACCCCAACACCUGGUGGCAGUCGGCGGAGGGCGCGGAGUCCGAGACGGUGCAGCUGGACCUGGAGACGGAGUUCUUCUUCACGCACCUCAUCCUGGUGUUCCGCUCGCCGCGGCCCGCCGCCAUGACCCUGGAGCGCUCGCAGGACUUCGGCCGCACGUGGAGGAUGCUGCAGUACUACGCCGCCAACUGCAGCGCCGCCUUCGGGCUGGAGGAGGGGAAGGCGGCGGCGGGCCGGGACGGCGCCGUCUGCACCUCCAAGUAUUCGGGCGGUUACCCCUGCAGCCGGGGAGAGGUGAUCUACCGAACCCUCCCGAAGUGGCAGUCUUUGGACCCCUUUGGAGUGGAGGGCCAGCAGCAGCUGAGAGUGACCAACAUCCGAAUCCGCUUGCUGAAGCGUCAGGCGUGCCCCUGCAAGACCAAAGACCUCGCAAGCGUGGACGCUCCCACCCGACACUUCGCCAUCUACGAUCUCAUCGUGAAGGGAAGCUGCUUCUGCAACGGCCACGCAGAGCAGUGCAUUCCAGCCCCCGGAUACCAACCCAUCAGCGACCGGACCAAUCACGUGAUCCACGGAAAGUGUGUGUGCAGACACAACACUGCAGGUGAACACUGCGAGCGCUGCGCUCCUCUCUACAAUGACCGGCCCUGGCAGCCGGCCGACGGCCUGACCGGGGCUCCGCACGAAUGUCGGAAGUGUAAGUGCGGCGGGCAUGCUCAGAGCUGCCAUUUCGAUUGGACGGCGUGGCGCGAGUCCGGCCAGCGGAGCGGCGGCGUGUGUGACUGCGCGCACAACACGGAAGGCCGUCAGUGUCAGAAAUGCAAGUCCGGCUUCUACAGGGACCCCCAGCGGCCGCUCACUGCGCCGGACUCCUGCAAACCGUGCGACUGCCACCCCCUGGGCUCCAUGCCCUUCCCCUCGGCCGACGGUUCGCUGUGCGACCCCGCCAAUGGGAACUGCAUCUGCAAACCUGGAGUGGGCGGAGCUCACUGCGACAGGUGCAUGGUGGGCUACUGGGGCUUUCACGACUACGGCUGCCGCCCGUGUGACUGCGCCGGAGACUGCGACCCGUUCACGGGAGACUGCGUGUUUGGGUGCGUGCUGCGUGUGGGGCAGGUUCCUCCUGUGGAGUCCCACUCAACGCCUGUGGUCGUGUGUUACAGCUUUGACCUGGAGCUGCCCAACUUCGACGGAAACUCCAGCGAAUCUGUGAGGAUCUUCAGGGCCGAUGAGCUCUUCUCUGCUCUCCACUACUCAGAGAAGUGUGAGUGCAAAGAGCAAGCCCUGACAAACAGCAAACUCUUCUGCACCAUGAAUUAUGCAUACGUGCUGAAAGUGAAAGUGCUGUCGGCCCAUGACAAAGGCUCCCAUGCCGAGGUGGAGGUUAAAGUUCAAAAGGUUCUCAGCCAAAACGCCAAACUGAAGAUCGAAAACGGUCGGGUCACCCUUUACCCCGAGUCCUGGACGGCGAGGGGCUGCACCUGUCCCAUCCUCAACCCCGGCGUGGAGUACCUGGUGGCGGGCCACACGGAUCGUAAGCAAGGCCGCCUGCUGGUCAACAUGAAGAGCUUCGUCAAACCGUGGAAAGCCAGCUUGGGCCGCAAAGUGCUCACACUGCUCAGGAAAGACUGCAACUGGUAGAUGGACAAAAACGGGAGGGACGACGAUGGACCGGACUAAUUCUGACUGGACUAAACCGGCGAUCUUCUUUGUCCUGUCCUCCUGAUUUGGAUUUGUUUUUUUGUUUUUUUAUGUGUAGCAGCAGAUUUUGGGGGACCGAACUGAGAUAAUUGAAAUCCUCCAUUUUUCUGCAGUUGUCCAUUGAGCAUAAAAAAACUUCUUUUUUUUUUAAAACUGGUGGUGGACUGCACAAGCUAAAAGCACACAGGAUGUAAAUUUUAUAAGGACAAAUUAGUCUUGUGCCGGAGCAAACUCUCACUCUUACAUUGGUAUGUAGGAUUCAAGCAAAAAAAAAACAACAACAUUUUUUGUUUUUAACUGACUGCCGCAGCUCAAAAAGAAUAUUCCCGAGCGGUCUCCAAACCGACUGGAGCCCUGAACCCUCCGCGUGCACUACGACACACACAGAACACUGCUUCUCCUCCUCGACAGCACUUUAGCCUAAGAUGGACUGAGAAAAAAAAAAAAAGGAAGCACAAAGAACGGAGGAUUAAAAAGACACUUCCAGGCACACGCGCCCCCUGGCGCAGACUGCCGACGUGCCACGUCCGCUCUCUCCAAAAAAGGACACGGCAGCAGCAUCUGAGCGCGCCGCAGACACAAUAUGCAAAGCACGGAGGGCCACGCUAAAGAAGCCAUACAAGCCACUACAAGUGGUUAAACCUUAGCCAGUCCAGGUGUGCCUGUGUUGAAAUCGGAGCGAAUGGGUUAUAUCCCCAACGUGAAUGUAUUCGUCUGACUGUGUGUGUUUUUCUGUGUGCGUGCGAGUUCCAGAGAGUGGCUGAAAACGAGCGUGAUGAGCACAAGGAGCACGGACCCGAUAAAGUCGAGCUCUUGGGCUUUGUGGAUCCCAACAGAUCCGAUGUUUAUAAUGCAGCAUCCUGUCUAUUGAUUCAUCUCAUAUUUACACUCUACUGCUCAGCUGAGACAAAGUCUUGAUAUUCCUUCCUUUGUAUUCAUGUACAGUAUUAUUUGUAUAUAUAUCUAUAAAUAUUAUUGCUUCUCUUUCUCUGUGUUUUAGUGUGUUUUUUGUUCAUGGAAAUAUUAAAGGAAAAUCAGGCUUCUGACAAGCUUUGGCCC